Messenger RNA from Ruditapes philippinarum (Manila clam), 2634 nucleotides. Its product is annotated as neuronal acetylcholine receptor subunit alpha-2-like. The record is from RefSeq and is a predicted model, not a curated record. The transcript has a single exon. Lineage: Eukaryota; Metazoa; Mollusca; Bivalvia; Venerida; Veneridae. Gene Ontology annotation, biological process: regulation of membrane potential; signal transduction; nervous system process. Gene Ontology annotation, cellular component: neuron projection; membrane; synapse. Bases 73 to 1215 code for a protein of 380 amino acids. Gene Ontology annotation, molecular function: extracellular ligand-gated monoatomic ion channel activity; transmembrane signaling receptor activity; neurotransmitter receptor activity.
GCCGUCUGGCAACGGUACGUAUGGUGCCUUCGUAAACACCUUUAUUUUGAGAAUUUAUCAAAGAAUGCAAAAAUGAAAACGUUUCGUACAUUGAUGUGGAUAUUAUUAAUAUUUGACAGAAAAGUGGCGCUUAAUGAAAUGAACAUUCACAGGAUGAUUUUCAGCGGAAAUUACAGCAAAGACGCUUGUCCUAAAAAGAAUGCAACAGAGGCACUUUUUGUUUACAUGUACUUAGUGAUUUACUCUGUUCAAGACAUUGAUGAAAAACAUCAGUCAAUAUCAAUAAGAACAGUACUAGAUAUUCAAUGGAAAGAUGAAUUCCUGACAUGGAAUCCUGAUGAUUUCGAUGGUGUCAAAUCAAUCACUGUUCCAGGUGAUAAAAUAUGGGUUCCUGACAUAGUAAUGCAAGACACAUUUGUGUCGGUUUUUAAUUCAAUAGAUAAAAAUGGUAGGGCAAUACUUAACUACGAUGGGCAUGUAACAAUUUGGCCAGGAGGCCUAUUUAAAGUUGCGUGUAAAAUAUCUAUUAAAAAAUUUCCGUUUGACAAACAAACAUGUCCGCUUGAUUUUCUUUCAUGGACUCGUCCUUCAACUUCGAUCCGACUAAAAAACUCAUACGCCGAAUGGAGACCACAAGAUCACAGCAUCUUAGAAAAGGGAGAAUGGUAUCUUGAAAAUGUGAGAAUAAUUAACCAAACUAAAAUAUUUGAAGGCGUGAAAUGGGAUCACGUGUUGUUCUUAAUUGAUGUUAAGAGGAAACCUCUUUUCCACGUCGUUAAUGUUAUCAUCCCUGUUAUGUUAAUAUCAAUAUUGGACGUUAUGUGUUUUGUGUUACCUUCAGAGUCAGGAGAACGGGUGGGAUUGUCGAUCUCUAUUUUCCUGACGUUAACUGUCUUCUUAUCUGCUGUAACAAGUACAUUACCCGAAUCAUCAGACGAACUAGCAAUUUUCUCUUUAUUUCUCGGUUUUCAAGUUUUAGGAAGCGCACUGUCGGUUAUUAUGACAAACAUUUCAUUGUUUUUAUACUUUAAAGAUAAACAAGAAACAUUCCCGUUAAUGGCAAUGUAUCUGGUGAAAUUAUUUUUCACGGAAAACAAGUGUAGAAAUGUUACAUGGCACACUGUAUCACAGGCUUUGGACAGACUUUGUCUUGUUUUUGCAGCUAUUUGGCAUACAGUACUAAUAUCGAGCUUUUCAAUUGCAGUUUAUCAAUAAUGAUUAAGAAUCUAAACAUUAUAACUAUUUUUGUUGGAUGAAAAUUAAAAAUACACCUUAAUUCUAAAGAAAACACAAUUCGUUACAUUUCUCAUGUAAACAUAUUAAAAUAAAAGUACUUGAAUCAGGACAUUGCCUGUAACACAAAUGGAUCUUGAUACUAUCAACAUGUACUGUACACUUAAACUUGUUAUUAUCAAAAUAUUUGAAAUGUAAUUGAAAAUAGUAUAACAUCUAUCAAUUACAAGAGGGCAUGGACCCAAACAAAAACGCGAGAAACAUUUGUCUGUGUUUGUUUACAUUUUAAUAAAAUCUUAAAAUAGAGAUAAACAAGGUAGAGCAACAUUUUCGGAAUGUAGUCCCCACAAUAUCCUUUCGCACAGUAAAAAAAUCUUGAAACAAAGUGAUCCCUCGGAAGCAUUAAUCACAACGAAAUUACAAGAGAAUUACAGACUUGGUUUGAUUGAGACUGUACAUGAGGGAUACUGAAUGAGUGCAACAUCCCUCACGCCCCCUAGCACCGGCUUGAGCAGUACUCAAUUCUCAACACUUAAUAGUGCUGGCAUCAAUGAUCCCGAAGGACCAGAAAAAUUAUAACAACACUGAAGUGAAGUACGGGCAACUUUUAACAGCUGCCACACAGAACUUGACACCUACUGUUGUGAAGUAUAAAAAUCUGGAAACAAAGUGAUCCCUCGUAAGCAUUAAUCACAACAAAAAUACAAGAGAAUUGCAGACUCGGUUUGAUUGAGUCUGUACAUGAGCGUUACUAAGUCUUUUGAAAUUUAUACUAUCAAUGUGUUUAUAAUAAUAUUUAAUAAUAAUAAUAAGUUUAACAACAAAAAGACAAUUACUAGUAACUAUAUAAAACAAUGGAGGAAAAAAGCAGAUUUUUUUUUUUACUUUUUUUUCUUGCGUAUAGUAUACUCUUUCUUGUGUCUUCUAAUGCAUAUAUACAUUCUUGUUAUUUCUUAUCUAAUUAAACGUAUAUGACAUGACUUAUAUCAGCUUAUAUUGCAUAUGAAGUUCCAUAUUCGUUAUCCACAAUAUUUAAAUGUGAAAUAUAAAUGCACAAUAGUAUAUGAGAAAUAUAACAAUAUGGUAUAGUACACAUAAACAAUUACCUUAUUGUGAAUCAUUACAAUGAUAGAGUAUGGCUGAAAUUAAGAGGAAAACUGUGUUCUAAGUUGAUUAUCUUAUAAUGCAGAUAAAUAUAAUAGUGGUCAAUGAUAUCUCAACGAGAACAUUUUCUCCAUUCCUUCAACAAUGAUAAGAUAAAUUUAACAGGUGAUUUCAUUUUGAUGUAAGAAUCAAUGUAGUCCUAACAAUACGAUCGAGGCAGAGGUAGAAUCAUGCAAACUAAAAGGCUUGUUACUGAGAUUUAAGCGUGAAUAAAAGGCUUGUUACUGAGAUUUAAGC